UUGACGCACAGCAUCGCUGUUAGCGGUGGUGGGAUUCAGUGUGGCAGCAGAGGGGAAGGAAGCAAAUCUGGGGAUAUCUGGGUGAAGGGGAGUCGGUGAAAACCCCCGGACUUAAACCGGCAGUGAAUCCCGACGAAUCCCGAUUGUUUUCCCAGCGCGGGCUUCUCUCCCGGCGGACACCGCUCCUCUACCCGUGUGUCCCCGCAGCUGGCUGCGCUUUUCUCCUCCCAGGAUCCGCACAGGUGGUUGAACUCUGUGCUGUGCUGGAGCUGGACUGAGCUGCUGUUAGCAGACCAAAGAUGGAGCAGUUGUCAGAUGAGGAGGUGGAGGUCAGGGAGGAAGAGGACGAGGAAGAGGAGGACAGUGACAAGGAAGACCAGGACCUGGACAAGAUGUUUGGAGCCUGGCUGGGAGAGCUGGACAAGCUCACACAGAGUCUGGAUGACGGUCGCCCAGAGCAGCCUCCUCAGCAGAAAGCUCCUCUCAGACAGGAGACCAACAUGGCCAACUUCUCCUACAGAUUCUCCAUCUACAACAUCAACGAGGCGUUAAAUCAGGGCGAGAACGUGGAUCUGGACGCUCUCAUGGCCGACCUCUGCUCCAUCGAACAGGAACUCAGCACUGUCAACGCCAAGCCGAACAGCGCCGGCAGUUUGGCUCGUCUGGGGCUGACCGACACCAAGGUGCGUCAGAAGCCUCCCGCAGGCCGCAGUGGCAGGCAGCAGCCAGCAGGGAGCGGCAGCAACGGCGGCAGUGGAGCUGGCAGCAGCAAUAACAGCGUGAGCGGCGGCGGCGGGGGCAGCAGCGGCGCCAGCAGCAGCAGCAGCAGCACCAGGGCGUCGCCUGCCGGCACUAUCAGAGCUCCCGCCGGGAAUCAUGGGAGACCGGCGCUGGCCUCUAACUUCAGCCUGGACGACAUCACCGCACAGCUGGAGAAGGCGUCUCUCAGCAUGGACGAAGCUGCUCGUCAAACCUCGUCUCACUCCCUCAGCUCCGCCUCCACGUACACGUCGGCCACGAUGCGGCGACCGGGGACCUCGCAGCGGCAGCAUCGGCGCACGGGGUCGGUCGGCACGGUCAGCGAACACGAGGCGCGUUCCAUCGUCCACUCGUCUCGCUCCUCCGUCACGUCGGCGUCCGGCGUCUCCGUGAACUCCGCCUCGUCCAUGGACUCGCUGGACAGCGUCCUGCGCUCCAGUGAUUCUGACGGUCAGCAGGUGUCGCUACAGGCCGAGGGCGCUCGUCCAGGUCAUCACAGCACAGAGCACUCCUAUCUGGACAGGGAAACCUCUCUGAUUCUGAGAAACAUAGCAGGAAAACCCUCCCACCUGCUGACAAAGGUGACACCUCGUUCACUACUGCAUGCCUCACCCUCCCCUCCUCUCCUCUCUCCUCUUCUCUCGCAUGUCACCCUCUACUCUCCCACUUUUACUUGCUGCUGAGGUUCGUUUAGGAUUUUUUUUAAAAAACCUGGGUGAAGCCGUUAAAAAAGGCGGUUAAUACCAUUCCAACUUCCUGUGGUGUUUUUACCUGUGCAUGAAUUGUGAUGUCAUGGAUUUAUUGGGAAAAGAAAAACAGCAA
Messenger RNA from Solea senegalensis (Senegalese sole), 1581 nucleotides. RefSeq names its product ras-associated and pleckstrin homology domains-containing protein 1-like. The transcript is spliced from 9 exons. The coding region runs from base 300 to 1442 and encodes 380 amino acids. The record is from RefSeq and is a predicted model, not a curated record. NCBI's taxonomy places the organism in Eukaryota, Metazoa, Chordata, Actinopteri, Pleuronectiformes, Soleidae. Gene Ontology annotation, cellular component: plasma membrane; cytosol.